This is a messenger RNA of Carassius carassius (crucian carp), 2111 nucleotides long. Its product is annotated as adhesion G protein-coupled receptor E3-like. NCBI's taxonomy places the organism in Eukaryota, Metazoa, Chordata, Actinopteri, Cypriniformes, Cyprinidae. Gene Ontology annotation, molecular function: G protein-coupled receptor activity. The record is from RefSeq and is a predicted model, not a curated record. Gene Ontology annotation, biological process: adenylate cyclase-activating G protein-coupled receptor signaling pathway; cell surface receptor signaling pathway. Gene Ontology annotation, cellular component: membrane. Bases 39 to 1535 code for a protein of 498 amino acids. The transcript is spliced from 11 exons.
CAGAAAGCAUAGUGAAUUUUGUUGACCAGAUCGCAAAUAUGACAGGUCUGAUGUCUACAGCAGCGGCAGAAAACUAUUUGAAGGUUGUUGAUGACACCCAGGAAAAGGUUUUAGAUUUGGUCACCGAUGAAGAUAAAAGUAAACUGGUGUCAUUUGGAAACAGUUAUAUAAAUGCCUUUGAGAGCCUGGUGUCUGCACUGGUGACGCCAACAGAAACUCACAACUUGCUGAACAUUAGUCUCAAUAAUACAGAAGUGAGAGUUCUUGCAGUUGGUCCAAAGGCAUCUGAAAAAAUCAUUCCUUCAGUCAGUACGGAAAAGGCUGUUAUGGAGAUUAACAUUUUUGAAAUUGCAAAGAGCAGCCCUUCAGGAUCAGCUGCUGUGACUUUCAUGAGCUACACAAUGAUGAAGAAUCUACUGAAGCCAGACUUCUUCAACACAUCAAAUGACACUAUUAAAACCAUGAUGUCCACUGUGAUCUCAGCUACUCUUCCCAAAAGCAACUACACUAAACUCACCAAACCAGUCAACUUCACCUUCAGACACAUCAGAGAGUUUGAUCCCAGUGGUUCUCUGUCCUGUGUUUACUGGAAUAUCAGCGAGUGGAUUGUAGAUUGUUGUUCUGUUUUAGAGACCAACAGCAGCUACACUGUGUGUUCAUGUGUUCAUCUGUCCACAUUUGCUCUCAUCAUGCAAACCAGAGGGCCACAAAAGAAUUACUCUCAGAUGGAUCUGUUGAAUUUGGUGUGUGUGAUCGUGGGACUGGUGUUCUUCACUUUGGCCCUGUUGACCUUUGCCCUUUGUCAGUGGAGCCCUGGAGUGAAUAAUGUGGCUCGAAUCAACAUCUGCAUCAGUCUUCUGCUGGCUCACCUUCUGUUUCUGCUCACACAGCAGUUCCUGAGCCUCAUAGAGCCUCAGCAGGUGUUGUGUGCAGUGAUCUCAGGCCUUCUGCACUUCCUUUUUCUCUCCGGCUUUGUGUGGAUGUUCAUUGAAGCUGUGCUGCUCUUCAUCUGUGUGAAGAACCUAUCACAGAUCAGCUCCAAGAAGAGGGAGGUGCUUAGCAGUGGAUUCCUGUGUGUGAUUGGAUAUGUGGUUGCUCUGGUUGUGGUGUGUGUGUCUGUUGGUCUGGUCCCUGAAGGCUACGGCAGCAAAGAGUGCUGGAUUAAAGUUGAUCAAGGUUUUAUCUGGAGUUUUCUGGGUCCUGUUUGUGUCAUACUAACAUUAAACAUGAUUCUCUUCAUUAAUAUCAUCAUCACUCUAAACUCAACUCUCAAAAAACUGAAUGCUGAGGUUUCACAGAUGAAACAAACGAAGAUUUUGGUGUUUAAAACUCUGGGUCAGUUUGUGGUUCUUGGUUGCCCCUGGAUUCUGGGUUUCUUCAUUAAUGGCAGUGAGGUGCUGGAGAUCAUCUUCCUGAUCUUGAACUCCCAGCAGGGAACCUUCAUCUUCCUGAUCUACUGUGUCCUCAAUAAUGAGGUCAGGCUGCAGUACAGGAAGUUUUUCAUUUGUCUUUGCGGUGGAGGCAAAAAACUCUGAGGACUACAGCAUCAUGUUUAGACAUUAAAAGUAAUGCUGAAAUGCCAUUAACAGGUGAUAUUAUUCUUACAGUAAAAUCAAUGUUUAAGAUGUUAACUGUAGUUUCAGCUCUUUCCUGCAAAUACUUUUGAUAUUACAGUUCUAAAUACUAUUAAUGCUGAACAUUUAAAUCCUUUUUAAACACAACCUUUUUCUUAGUGGUGAGAGAAAAUAAUAUUUUUACAGAGAAUCCACUAAAUGCUUGCCAAUUAUAAAAACCAUCAUGAAAUAUGUUUCAUGCAUUCAUGGUGAAGGAAAAUAACAUGAUUUUAGACUUUAUAGUUUAAAUUAAAUAUUUAAAUGUGCCUUGCGUCAAUUUUUUUUGUGUAUUUAUCGUCCAUAGUUCUGUUUGUGGUUAGAAUAUUAUUUUUUUUAUUUUACUUUAUAUGCCGUAAAGUAAAAAUACAGUAUAUUUUCAGAAUGGCGUGUCACAGGUUUUACAUGUGUAUCUUUGUAAAUAAACUAUUCAAAUAAAGGAACAGCUGAUGUGUCAAAUUUAAAGUGAAUCUGUAUUGUCAUAUGGCUUUUAUUUUUGUA